Opisthorchis viverrini is the source of this 375-nucleotide messenger RNA. RefSeq lists its product as hypothetical. The record is from RefSeq and is a predicted model, not a curated record. The transcript has 2 exons. The annotation marks the transcript as partial. NCBI's taxonomy places the organism in Eukaryota, Metazoa, Platyhelminthes, Trematoda, Opisthorchiida, Opisthorchiidae.
GGUACGCUUUUCUCUUGGUUACAGCUACACAUGAUGCAGUGGUCCAGUGGAGAUGCAGCCACAUCCUCACCAAUUACACUGGCAUUAUAGAAUCGCCAAAUUUUCCGUUAGACUACCCAAAUCUUAUGACAUGCUCCUGGAGAAUCGGUUUACCUCCAGGUUGCACUGUCAAGCUCAAUAUCUCAAGCUUUGAUCUCGAAUACAACCACGAUACCCUGACAAUCUACGAUGGGUACGAUAAUUCUUCCAGCCCCGUAGUAUUAACUGGCUACAAUUUUCCGGACCCGUUCUAUUCAACAGGGCAGUAUCUCUACAUAGAGAUGGAAACGGAUCGCGAAGUCCAGAAAUCAGGAUUUCAUGCCACGUACACAUCAA